Polyodon spathula (Mississippi paddlefish) is the source of this 2320-nucleotide messenger RNA. It is a transcript of the gene gtf2e1, whose product is annotated as general transcription factor IIE, polypeptide 1, alpha. The record is from RefSeq and is a predicted model, not a curated record. The transcript has 5 exons. Gene Ontology annotation, biological process: transcription open complex formation at RNA polymerase II promoter; transcription initiation at RNA polymerase II promoter. Gene Ontology annotation, cellular component: transcription factor TFIIE complex. Bases 109 to 1437 code for a protein of 442 amino acids. Lineage: Eukaryota; Metazoa; Chordata; Actinopteri; Acipenseriformes; Polyodontidae.
UUCUGCCGUUGUGACAACUUCUACAAUCCUCACGUUGGAUAUUUUUUUUUUGCGUUCAAUUAAGCAGUUUGAGAAACGGUUUAAGUGUUGAUAUAAGGCGAGAACGCCAUGACGGAGCCCGAGGUACUGACAGAGGUGCCUGCCUCCCUGAAGCGCCUGGCCAAGCAAGUGGUGCGCGGGUUCUAUGGGGUGGAACAUGCGCUGGCCCUGGACAUCCUCAUCCGAAACCCUUGUGUAAGAGAGGAGGACAUGCUGGAACUGCUCAAGUUUGACAGGAAGCAGCUGCGCUCGGUCCUGAAUACCCUGAAGGGGGACAAGUUCAUCAAGUGCCGCAUGAGGGUGGAGACCGCUCCCGACGGGAAGACCACCCGGCACAACUAUUACUUCAUCAACUACAGGCUGCUCGUCAACGUGGUCAAGUACAAGCUGGACCACAUGAGGAGGCGGAUUGAGACGGACGAGAGGGACUCCACCAACCGUGCCUCCUUCAAGUGCCCCUGCUGCUUCAGCACCUUCACCGACCUGGAAGCGAACCAGCUCUUUGACCCCAUGACAGGAACAUUCCGUUGUACUUUCUGUCAGACGGAGGUUGAAGAGGAUGAGUCUGCUUUGCCGAAAAAAGAUGCCAGGACACUAGUGGCCAGGUUUAACGAUCAAAUCGAGCCAAUUUAUGUCCUGCUGAGAGAAACUGAAGACAUCAAUCUGUCCCAUGAUUUACUGGAACCAGAGCCAGCUGAGAUCCCAGCACUCAAGCAGAGCAGGGAGCGAGCUGCAGCGGCUUUAGGGGCCUCUGCUGGAGCCCACCGGGAGAACUGGGCCACCAAGGGCGCUUACGAGGACUUCUACACCCAGAACGUCACUAUCAGCAUGGAGGAGCAGGAGGAACAGAAGCGCUCAGCCAGCGAGGGCAAGACUCCCAAGGAGAGGCCUGUGUGGCUGACAGAGAGCACCGUCAAAGGGGCAUACAGCGAGGCUGACGACCUGAAGGAAGGUGGAAUGGGUGUUGAUGGUUUACGGGAUCAUGAUGAAGGGCAGAGCAUGCAGCUGGAUGAGAACGAGGAGGUUAUGCGGGCCCUGCUGAUCCACGAGAAGAGGAGCGCUGGCAUGAACUUGGCGUCGGCAGGGGGUGUGGGUGCAGGGGCUGGCGUGUCGCUCUCAGGCGCCAAUGCCAGCGACUCGGAGAGUGACACCAGUGAAUCUGAUGAGGAAUCUCCUCCCCACCCUAUGGCUCAGCACUACAGAAGAAACGAGGACGACGAUGAUGAUGAUGACGAGUUUGAGGAAGUGGGCAAUGAGCCUACAGUUUUAGUGGCUGGUCGGCCCCACUCCUACAGUGAGGUCAGUCAGCAGCCCGAGCUUGUCACACAGAUGAGCCCUGAGGAGAAAGAAGCUUACAUUGAAAUGGGACAAAAGAUGUUCCAGGAUAUGUAUGAGUAAACCAUUCCAAAUCCUCCUUUUUUUUUCAUCUUUUAAUAUUUUGUAUGUUUUUUUUCUUUAAUGGACAGCUAUUUUAUCAGCUCAGACAUCACUGCUUAGAACUACAAGUCCUGUUCCCAACCAUGGCGGACAUCUGUAGUAAUGCCUCACUCUUUUCACAUGCUCAAGUUCCCAUUUGAGCAGAAUGGCAAGAUGACUGAAGUAUUUGAAUCAAAACCAGUUUUAAGUGUCAAUAAUCAUUUUCACAGCGUGAUUUGCAGAUGUGCAACAGAUAAACAGUAUUUAAGGACCCUCGUCUUUUAAUAUAUUAUAAAAUGUAUUAGUUUCAUUCUUGUGUACGUGUGCAAAAACAGGCAACAUUAAAUCCAAGAAAUGUUCAUUUGUGUAAAUCUCAUAACAAACAUAUACAUUUGAAACUGCUGCUGCUGCUGCAAAAAAAACUCUGUCCAUAAGCUGAAUGGUUAAUGUUAAAGUUUGUUAGCAGUUUAAAAACAGUGCCAUUGAAGUUGUUGAGGCUUUUUGGUUGAUUUUUUCAAGUGUCAUCAUGUGCAAGUACACAAGCUAAUAUCAGAGUUCUUUAACUCCUGGUCGUGCUGUUUUGAGAUUUGAGUAUUUAAGGUCACACAGCUUUGAAUUGAUAGUGUAAAGAAAGACUUAGUGGCAUUUCAACCAUAUUACAUUAUUUUGUCAAAUCUAUUGUUCUACCUUUUUAUGAAAGAAUAUAACUCCUAUUCAAGUUUUGUAUUAGAACUAUUGUGUUUUAAAAAACAAACAACAAAAAAAACACACACAAACUCCAUGCCAAACGGUUUUGGUUUAUUUUUAAAAACUAGUCUGUAACUUCUUAGUUUGCCUUCAAAUAAAAUUGUAAACCUAAAUUGUA